AAGCACAAAAAUCGCCAACGUUCCGGAGAGCCUUGGGACAGGAAAACAACAUGGUCUAGACUGAAGAACUAGCUAAAUCAUUUCCCUCCAUUUCAAAAUACCAACUACACCACCAUGACGUCAAGAGAGACACACAGUCCUGUGUUUCUGGUAUUUCCUCCAGAGAUCAAUGUCCCGGAUUAUCAGCCAACGGGCAUGACAGCUACAUCUUAUGAAUCCCAAAGCACUCUGGAGAAACUACUAGUUGCAAAAAUGAAAGUCUCAGGGACUCUCCAGAUCCUGUUUGGAAUUAUGAUCUUUUCAUUUGGGAUGAUUUUCCAUUUCUUCUUUGUAAAUCCAUAUCCAAGGUUUCCCUUUAUAUUUAUUUCAGGAUAUCCAUUCUGGGGUCCUAUUUUUUUCAUUAGUUCUGGAGCUUUGCUAAUUUCACUAAAGAGAAAAAUGACAAGACCUUUGAUAAAGGCAGGCCAAAUAAUGAAUUCUCUUAGUGCCCUGGGAGCAGCAUCUGGAAUCGUUCUCCUCAUAUUCGGCUUUCUUGUAGACCAAAACUACAUCUGUGGCUACACUGGAAAAAACGAUGAAUGUGAUGGUACUACUGUGCUAUUCAUUGGAAUCUUGAUUAUGUUGAUGAUCUUCACCAUUAUUGAAUUCUUCAUUUCUCUGUCCUUCUCAAUUUUGGUGUACCACCCAGAUGAUGACUGUGACGAAACUUGUUGAACAGCAUCGUGAGAAUAAAGAUGUGUUAUAAUCUUA
Messenger RNA from Ochotona princeps (American pika), 750 nucleotides. RefSeq names its product membrane-spanning 4-domains subfamily A member 5. The record is from RefSeq and is a predicted model, not a curated record. The transcript has 5 exons. Gene Ontology annotation, cellular component: plasma membrane. Bases 115 to 714 code for a protein of 199 amino acids. NCBI's taxonomy places the organism in Eukaryota, Metazoa, Chordata, Mammalia, Lagomorpha, Ochotonidae. Gene Ontology annotation, biological process: cell surface receptor signaling pathway.